GACGGGCCGGGGGUCCAUGCUCGCGGCCUCCUCCCCGGCCGGCGCCUGCCACUGACGGCGGUGGGGCUGGGGGGCGGGCGCCCGGCCUCCUGCCCACCCCCUGGCGUCCGCACCCGGGCCGUCCGGGGGCUGCCCCUGCCCGCGCCCCCCUCGCCGGCCAGGCUCUGGAAGGACCCCGCAGCUGCCGCCGGCGUCAGCCCAUGGCCCGGAGGUACGAUGAGCUGCCCCACUACUCAGGCAUCGUGGACAGCAGCGCAGCCCUGGCCGGCUUCUCGGAGGCAGUGCCCUCAGCACCGAGAGCCCCCGGGCCCUACGGCCCGCAACGGCCUCCCCAGCCCCUGCCCCCAGGCUUGGACAGCGACAGCCUGAAGAGGGAGAAGGAUGAGAUCUAUGGACACCCGCUCUUCCCCCUCCUGGCGCUGGUCUUUGAGAAAUGCGAGCUGGCCACAUGCUCCCCCCGCGAUGGGGCCGGGGCUGGGCUGGGCGCACCGCUGGGCAGCGAUGUCUGCUCCUCCGAUUCCUUCAACGAGGACAUCGCUGCCUUUGCCAAGCAGGUCCGCUCCGAGAGGCCCCUCUUCUCCUCCAACCCAGAGCUGGACAAUCUGAUGAUCCAGGCCAUCCAGGUGCUCAGGUUCCACCUGCUCGAGCUGGAGAAGGUCCACGACCUGUGCGACAACUUCUGUCACCGCUACAUCACCUGCCUCAAGGGAAAGAUGCCCAUCGACCUGGUCAUCGAGGAUCGGGAUGGCGGCUGCAGGGAGGAUCUAGAGGACUACCCAGCCUCCUGCCCCAGCCUCCCGGACCAGAAUAAUAUAUGGAUUAGAGACCAUGAGGAUAGUGGGUCUGUACAUUUGGGGACCCCAGGUCCAUCCAGCGGGGGCCUGGCCUCCCAGAGCGGAGACAACUCCAGUGACCAAGGAGAUGGGCUGGACACAAGUGUGGCCUCUCCCAGCUCUGGGGGAGAGGACGAGGAGUUGGACCAGGAGCGGCGGCGGAACAAGAAAAGAGGCAUUUUCCCCAAGGUGGCCACCAACAUCAUGAGAGCCUGGUUGUUCCAGCAUCUCUCGCACCCGUACCCCUCGGAGGAGCAGAAGAAACAGCUGGCGCAGGACACGGGGCUCACCAUCCUGCAAGUCAACAACUGGUUCAUCAACGCCCGGAGACGGAUCGUGCAGCCGAUGAUCGACCAGUCCAACCGCACAGGGCAGGGUGCCGCCUUCGGCCCAGAGGGCCAGCCCCUGGCGGGCUACACCGAGUCGCAGCCGCAUGUGACAGUCCGGCCACCGGGAUCGGUGGGGAUGAAUUUGAACUUGGAAGGAGACUGGCAUUACCUAUAGAGGCUGGAUUCAGAAGUAGGAGAAGACUGAGGCUCAGAGAGAAGAGGUCACUUCUGCAGGUCCACUUUGCUCAGAAUAGCAGAGGGAACAGCAUGUGCAAAGGCCCAGAGUGGGGAGGCAGCCUGGAGUUUCUAAAGCACAGAUCAGAUCUUGACUCUCCCUGGAUUAAACCCUUCUGUGGCUCCCUAGUGCCCUCUGGACAAAGUCCAGACUCUUUAGUUCAGCAUCCAUCCAUCUACCCACCCAUUCAUUCAUUUAAUACACAUCUUCUGAGCCCCUCUGUGCCAAGCCCUGUGUUGGGUGAUGCUGGGGACACAACAGUGACCACAACAGCCCCAGCCCUGCGGGGCUUACAGUCCAGCAGGGGAGAAAGGCCCAUCCCCAGGCAGUGGUGACCCAGAGUGGGCAGGGCUGGGAUGUGGAAGCCCAGGAGAGACAGGAGCCCAGAGGGGACAUUGGACCCAGGCUUUGGGAGAGGGGGAUGGUUCAGGGAGGGCUUCCUGGAAGAGGGGGCAUCAGACCCAGGCUGGAGGAUUCAAGGAGGGCUGCCUGGAGGAGAGGACUUUGGAGAUGAGAUCAGGAGAGUGGGAGGAGUGGGGCAGGAGAGGAGUGUCUAGCAGGAGACGCACAUCCGUGAAGACCCCGGCACCUGGAGAUCUCCUGGCUGGGAGACAGCCCCCGUCUCUCAGCACACAGAGGAGGGGAAGGACUUGGGCUG
Lemur catta (Ring-tailed lemur) is the source of this 2055-nucleotide messenger RNA. It is a transcript of the gene MEIS3, whose product is annotated as Meis homeobox 3. Gene Ontology annotation, biological process: positive regulation of cell population proliferation; brain development; eye development. Gene Ontology annotation, molecular function: RNA polymerase II cis-regulatory region sequence-specific DNA binding; DNA-binding transcription activator activity, RNA polymerase II-specific. The transcript has 13 exons. The coding region runs from base 201 to 1337 and encodes 378 amino acids. The record is from RefSeq and is a predicted model, not a curated record. Lineage: Eukaryota; Metazoa; Chordata; Mammalia; Primates; Lemuridae.